AUGAAUCUGGGAUGGAAAGCCUCCGAACAUUCUGUGCGGAAAGCUUUUCAGAGGCAUUUCACGCCGUCUCUCAACGACGGUCAAGCGCUCACCGAAGAUCCGUUGGCAACCGUCAAUGACCACGUGGCGCAGGUGCGAGAGUGUGCAUCCCCAUCUGAUUCUUCUGCGAAGGUGCAGAGUGAUUUCUUACAACACGUGCAGCUGUUGCUCAGCAUUUGCCGCAUGGUCACGCUUCGCCUAGAGCAACUGAAGUGGGACAAAACUUUGUCAAAUAAAAACUCAGCUCCAUGCAGUAGUUCCCUUAUCCACGAAUAUCCUCAUAGUAAUUCUGACCGUGAAGGUGCCUUCGGCAUCAACGAAGAGCCUCAUAGUAAUUCUGAUCAUGAUGGUGCCUUCGGCAUUUACUCCUCAGUGAAGGCGGAUAACAUCUUGGAUACCGCGUGGGUGGUUGGCAGUGAACAGGGACAGUUAGUAGGAGAAGAAGUAGACGAAACGCCUGACGCCGAAGUUCCACUAAGUUCUCCUUCCCACGAAGAGCCUGAUAGUGAUUUGGGACUUGAAGACCCCUUUGGUAUUUCUUCGUCGGUGAAGGCGGAUGACUUCUUGGACGCCGUGAGGAUUGUUCGGAGUGGACGGAGAGAGUCAGUGGAUGGAGAAGUAGCCGACAGAAAGUACCAUGAAGUUCAACGCAGUUCUCCUGUCCGCGAAGAGCUUGAUAGUAAUUCUGGCCUUGACAAAUAUGGCAUUUAUUCCCAGGUGACGUCGGCUGAGUUCUUGGAAUUUUUUGGGAUAUUUAGUAGUGAAUACAGACGGAAAGUGCCUAGUAAACAAGCAGAGGGACUCUUGUUUCAGUUGCACCUAGAUGAAAGGCGUAACACCUUCAACUUGGAUGCCAGAUAUUACUUUGAGCGCUUUCUCCAAGCAUGUGAAGAAGACGGCCCCGUCGACGCCACUCCUUCCACUGCCAAUCACAAAAUUCCUUAUAGUGGAAGACCAUUUAGAUCUGGUGCUCUCGCACAAGCAGCUGCCCAUAUAUUUCGCCUAUCGGAAGGCAGUACGAACUAUGCUAGGAUACGCAAGGUGCACCAGAUCGCGGAUAACUGGACAAGCGAAGGAGUGCUGGAGGCUACAAAAAGGCAAGAGGAAGAAAAUGCGUACAGCUUAAAGCAGCGGUUGCAGAUUAAAAGGGAACAAAUGCGUGUGAUGCUGAAGGAGGGCAUACAAAACGGCGAUUUGGAAGUGAUUGCAUUGUUCCUUCUGUAG
This is a messenger RNA of Eimeria maxima, 1263 nucleotides long. RefSeq lists its product as hypothetical. The record is from RefSeq and is a predicted model, not a curated record. Bases 1 to 1263 code for a protein of 420 amino acids. Lineage: Eukaryota; Apicomplexa; Conoidasida; Eucoccidiorida; Eimeriidae. The transcript has a single exon.